AUGUUCAAUCAACUGGGAGGCGGGAGCAGCAAUCCUAACAAGGAUGUAGAAGUAGCGUCUCCCCCGGACGACACUGUGUCGGCGCUGGAGUUCUCUCCGCCCUCGGUUCCACAGACAUUUCUCGUAGCGGGCAGUUGGGAUUGCCGAGUGAGAUGCUGGGAAGUAGAAGCUUCAGGGAAAACAGUACCGAAAGCGGCUCAAGGCAUGGACGGUCCCAUUUUGGAUGUAGCUUGGCAUGAUGAUGGUUCUAAAGUAUUCAUGGCGUCUACUGACAAAAGUGUUAAGUGCUGGGACCUUGCCGCCAAUCAGACAAUACAGGUGGCAGCUCACGAUGCUCCAGUUAAAACCUGCCACUGGAUCAAGGCUCCCAACUACACCUGCCUCAUGACUGCCUCCUGGGACAAGACCCUGAAGUUCUGGGAUACACGGAGCUCAGUGCCAAUAAUGGCAAUGAAUUUAAAUGAAAGGUGUUACUGUGCUGAUGUUGACUAUCCAAUGGCGGUAGUGGGCACAGCCGACCGUGGCAUUUGUCUUUAUACUCUCGAGGGCAAACCAGCUGAGUUCAAGCGAGUAGAAUCCCCUCUCAAGUACCAGCACCGCUGCAUCGCCAUCUUCCGCGAUAAGAAGACCAAGCAACCCACGGGCUUUGCACUUGGUAGCGUGGAGGGCCGUGUGGCCAUCCAAUAUGUGAACCCCGCCAACCCUAAAGAUAACUUCACGUUUAAGUGUCACCGGUCUGCCGGCACCACUGGAGGGUAUCAGGAUAUCUAUGCUGUAAAUGAUAUAGCAUUCCACCCAGCACACGGUACAUUGGCUACUGUGGGAUCAGAUGGUUCAUUCUCUUUCUGGGACAAGGACGCUCGGACCAAAUUGAAGUCAUCGGAAUUGAUCGAUCAGCCACUGACUAAGUGUGCGUUCAACCACAGUGGACAGAUAUUUGCAUAUGCUGUGGGCUAUGAUUGGUCUAAGGGUCACGAGCAUUACAACCCAAACAAGAAGAACUUCAUUUUUCUGAGGCCGUGCUUUGAUGAUUUGAAACCACGAUCAACUUAAACUGUACUGUAAUUUUAUAUCGUACUUUUAAAUAAAAUAGAUAUUACAGAA
Melitaea cinxia (Glanville fritillary) is the source of this 1104-nucleotide messenger RNA. It is a transcript of the gene Rae1, whose product is annotated as protein Rae1. The transcript has 8 exons. The coding region runs from base 1 to 1053 and encodes 350 amino acids. Gene Ontology annotation, cellular component: nuclear pore. Gene Ontology annotation, biological process: RNA export from nucleus; transcription-dependent tethering of RNA polymerase II gene DNA at nuclear periphery. Lineage: Eukaryota; Metazoa; Arthropoda; Insecta; Lepidoptera; Nymphalidae. Gene Ontology annotation, molecular function: RNA binding; ubiquitin binding. The record is from RefSeq and is a predicted model, not a curated record.